Messenger RNA from Acomys russatus (golden spiny mouse), 3574 nucleotides. It is a transcript of the gene Cep135, whose product is annotated as centrosomal protein 135. NCBI's taxonomy places the organism in Eukaryota, Metazoa, Chordata, Mammalia, Rodentia, Muridae. Bases 145 to 3564 code for a protein of 1139 amino acids. The record is from RefSeq and is a predicted model, not a curated record. The transcript has 25 exons.
UCUCCUGCCCGGGAGAGCUGUGGCUCCACCUUCCAGGCUGAGCGGGGGAAGGACGGCGAGGCCUCCCUGGGCCACCCGCUUUGUGGUGCCCGCACCCCGGUCUUUUAUUUUGGAGAGUGAAUAAAACUGGUUGUGGAAGACAAGAUGACUACGGCUGCAGAAAGAAAGUAUGGUAACAUUAGGAAAAGGCUGGACCAGCUGGGCUACCGCCAGACUCUGACAGUAGAGAGUCUGCCUCUGGUGGAGAAACUUUUCAGUGACUUAGUUCAUACAACAGAAAGCCUGCGGCAGUGCAGGUUGUCCUCGGUAAAGGCGGAAAAGGAAAGUGCCAAUUUUGAUUUCGUUCUUGAACCUUAUAAACUUGAAAAUGCAAGACUGAGUAGGGAGAAUAAUGAGUUGUAUUUGGAGUUAAUGAAGCUGAGAGAAUACUCAGACAAGCACAUUAAAGAGUUGAAAAUGACAUUGAAGAAAAAUUCACGUGAGACAGCUGAUCUGAAAUUCCUGAAUAACCAGUAUGUUCAUAAGCUCAAACUCCUGGAGAAAGAGAGCAAAGCUAAGAAUGAAAAAAUCCAACAGCUUCAAGAAAAGAAUUUGCACGCUGUAGUACAGACUCCUGGUGGCAGGAAAAGAAACAUUGCAUUUAGGCGCCAGCGGAUGCAAAUUGAUGAGCCAGCGCCACCCUCUGAAGUCAGUUCGUACCCAGUUCCACAGCCAGAAGACCCGUAUGUCGCAGACCUGCUGCAAGUGGCUGACAACAGGAUCCAGGAACUGCAGGAGGAGGUCCACCAGCUGCAAGAGAAGUUAGCACUGAUGGAGAACGGAGUGAGAGAUUACAGCAAGCAGAUAGAGCUAAGAGAACGAGAAAUAGAGCGAAUGUCCCUUGCUUUGGAUGGUGGUCGUUCCUGUGAUGUCCUGUCUCUGGAGACUAAAAAUAAAAGCAAUGAGAAGCUUAUUGCUCACCUAAAUAUUCAGGUUGACUUCCUUCAGCAAGCUAAUAAAGAACUGGAGACGCGUAUUCAAGAGCUCAUGGAGACCAAGGAAACAGUGACAACUGAAGUCGUGGACCUAAGUAACAGAAAUGAGAAGCUCUGCCAGGAGUUGACAGAAAUUGACCAGUUAGCGCAGCAGCUGGAAAGGCACAAAGAGGAAGUGCUGGAGACAGCAGACAAGGAGCUCGGGGAGGCAAAGAAAGAGAUUAAAAGAAACCUCUGUGAAAUGCGGAACCUUGAAGAAAAAAUGUCAAAACUUCAACUGGAAUUAGACUUAAGUCAUAAGGAAAAGGAAAGACUGAAUGAUGAACUCCUUCUAAAAUCAGCCCUGGAGACUGUUGUCCAACAGCUUGAACAGGAGAAGCACAGACUUAGCAAAAAAUUGGAAAGUUUUACAGUCACAGAAAGGAAGCUGAUUUUGGAGGUUGAGAGCAUGAGGCUGGAGCACGGGAUAAAGCGGCGGGACAAGUCGCCCUCUCGGUUAGACACGUUCCUAAAAGGCAUCGAGGAAGAGCGCGAUUACUACAGGAGAGAGCUGGAGAAACUGCAGCACCUCGUCCAGCGCAGAUCUUGUCCUGUAAAUCACUGUGCACGGGAAAAGUCCUCAAUAUUCAAAGGCUCAGAAAAAGGUGACUACAAUUCAGACAUUCACCUGAUCACAAGAGAAAGGGAUGAGCUCCAGCGCAUGCUAGAAAGAUUUGAAAAAUACAUGGAGGAUAUACAGUCCAACGUGAAACUGCUGACCGCAGAAAGGGAUAGACUAAGUGCCUUGUAUAAAGAAGCAAAGGAAGAGCUAUCUGCACUGAGACAGGAGUCCACGAAUACAAAAGCCCCCAGCAAUCUUGACUGUAUAGAGAAGGAGAAAGAGCAUGCAUUAUCUGAGUUAAGAAGAAUCACAGCAGAAAAGGAAGUUCUGAAAGAAAAGCUGAAAAGUAUCCAAGAAAUAGAUGUUUUUGAAAAAUCAGAAUUAGAGAAAACUAUUGAACAUUUGACAUAUAUUAAUCACCAGCUUGAAAAUGAAAAAUAUGAAUUGCAAUCUAAAAUAUUAAUAAUGAAAGAAACAAUGGAGUCAUUAGAGAACAAAUCCAAACUCCAAGCUCAAAAGCUUAACCAUGUGACUGGCGACUCAUGCCAUCAGAAAACAGAGAUGAACUCUCUCAGGAUAGUGAAAGAGCAGCUGCAGCGCUCACUUGAUGACUCUCAGCACCGACUUGCCGUAAAAAGAGGUGAACUUGAAUCAGCCCAAGAACAAAUUAAAAUUCUGGAGGAAAAACUAGAGAAACUGACCCACAAGAUGACGUCACAGAAUGAAGAAGCGCACUCGAUGAAGAAGACCAUCGGGGUGAUUGACAAGGAGAAGGACUUUCUCCAGGAGACUGUGGACGAGAAGACGGAGCAGAUCGCCAGCCUGCAGGAGAGCCUCCUCAGUAAAGAGAAAGUUAUUGCCCAAAUGAAGGUCACAGUCACGGAGUAUGAAACAUCUUUGAAACAGCUUAAGGAAGUCUUGGCUAAUCGGGACCGAGAGAUAAGCAGCCUCCGACGCCAGCUUGACGCAGCUCACAAGGAGCUUGACGAAGUUGGGAAAUCCAGAGAGAUCUCUUUUAAGGAAAACAGGAGGUUACAAGAUGACCUCGCCACCAUGGCGAGGGAAAACCAGGAAAUCUCAAUCGAAUUGGAAGCAGCAGUGCAAGAGAAAGACGAAAUGAAGAGCAGAGUCCACAAGUACAUCACUGAGGUGUCGCGGUGGGAGACCCUAAUGGCAUCUAAGGAACAAGAAAACAAAGACUUGCUGGAUAGAUUCCAGAUGCUGCACAACCGUGCUGAGGACUGGGAGAUCAAAGCCCAGCAGGCUGAAGGGGAGAACAGCUCGGUCCGCCUGGAGCUGCUGUCCAUCGACACAGAGCGAAGACACCUGCGCGAGCGCGUGGAGCUCCUGGAGAAGGAGAUCCAGGAGCACAUAAAUGCGCAUCAUGCUUAUGAGUCUCAGAUCUCAUCAAUGGCAAAAGCCAUGUCUCAGUUAGAAGAAGAGCUGCGACAUCACGAAAGCGAGAAAGCAACAGUGUUAGGUGAUCUGUCGUCUCUCCGAGAACUUUGCAUCAAGCUUGACUCGGGCAAAGACCUCAUGACCCAGCAGCUGACUUCCAAAAGCCUGGAGCUGGAGCGGGCGGUAGCAGAAUUAGAGAAUGUGAAAUCGGAAUCAGAACUAUUAAAAAAGCAGCUGGCAGGGGAGAGACAGACAAUUAAAAACCUUGAGUCCUUGCUGGCUACAAACAGAGAUAAAGAGUUCCAUUCGCACUUGACCUCCCAUGAGAAGGAAGCGGAGAUCCAACUGCUGAAGGAGAAGUUAAACCUCUCCGAGAGCAAACUAACUAGCCAAAGCCGAGAAACCUCCAUGCUUCGAACUAAAGUGACACAGUUGCAGACAGAUUAUGAUACUCUGAAAAGGCAGUUUUCAAAUGAGCGAUAUGAACGAGAGCGAGCAGUGCAAGAGAUGCGCCGACAUGGCAUUCCUACAUCACCUCUGAGUUCCACUCUGAGAUCUCCUUUACAGUCUCCUGAACACGUAAAUACAUAGUUAUCAGAAG